CCAUUCAAGUUCUUAUGCAUGGUCACCUGACCCUAUUCUUUUUCUUACCCAUCUAGAGAGAAAACUCUUCCUUGAGUCUAUGGUUGCGUACCUCCUGGACACAAGGAGCACAGAGGCUCUGAAGUUCCUGCUGACUGAAGAGGAAGCCUGGAAACAGCUUGUGGAAGGAACUGGUUUGUCCAGAGAAGAGGAAAUUUCCUUGCAUGAAGCUCUUAGUGAUAUUUUUGCAGAUCCUGAUGUAGAAGAUGGAGACAUGCUCCAAAAUGACCUGCAGGAGAAGACAGAGAGGGAUGAGGAAGAAGCCUUGAGUGAAGCUCUUGGUGACACCAUAGUGAAUAGUGAUGUAGACGAUGAAUAUGAUCUCCAAAGAGAGCUUGAGGUGCAGAAGAGGUUUUUGGAUGUUUAUCCUCAGGUGAAACUGGAGCUUGAGCAGCACAUCAGGAAGCUCCAUGACCUUGCAGACAAGGUUGACAAGGUGCACAGGGACUGCACCAUCACACAAGUGGUGGCCAGCUCCACCAGUGCUGUGUCUGAAGUCCUAAAAAUCCUCGGUUUUGCUCUUGCACCUGUGACAGCAGGAGUCAGUCUGGGACUUUCAGCCACAGGCUUGGGUCUGGGAGCAGCAGCAGCUCUGACGAGUGUUUCCACAAGCAUUGUGGAAACGGUAAGCACAGCGUCAGCGGAAGCUGAAGCCAGCCAGCUGGGGCCAACCAACCAAGACACAGCGAACACCAUUAAAGAAGUUUUGGAGAAGAGCACCCCCGGGCUUGCUUCCGUAUAUGAGAAAUCCUUCCAGGAUCUGGAAGUCAUCAAGAAGAACAUUGAUGCCAUCAAUCUGGCCAAAGCCACCCCUAGCCUAGCUAAUAAUGCCAAGCGUCUCAUGACAACUGGGGCAGUGUCAGCCCGAAAAACAAGACAGGUGCAGAAAUCCUUUGGAGGCACUGCUCUGGCGAUGACCAGAAGAGCCCGGGUCAUGGGUGCAGCCAACUCAGGCCUCUCCCUUGUGAUGGAUGUGGUCAGCCUUGUGGAAGCCUCAAAGCAUUUGCAUGAGGGUGCAAAGGCAGAUUAUGCUGCUGAGCUGAGGAAGCAGGCUCGGGACCUGGAGCAGAAGUUGCAGGAACUCAUCCAGGUCCAUGACAGCCUGACUCAGUAA
Molecule: messenger RNA, 1153 nt
Organism: Cricetulus griseus (Chinese hamster)
Lineage: Eukaryota; Metazoa; Chordata; Mammalia; Rodentia; Cricetidae
Source: RefSeq, a predicted model, not a curated record